This is a messenger RNA of Erythranthe guttata (spotted monkey flower), 1242 nucleotides long. Its product is annotated as phenylacetaldehyde reductase. The record is from RefSeq and is a predicted model, not a curated record. Gene Ontology annotation, molecular function: oxidoreductase activity, acting on the CH-OH group of donors, NAD or NADP as acceptor. Lineage: Eukaryota; Viridiplantae; Streptophyta; Magnoliopsida; Lamiales; Phrymaceae.
UACAAAAUUACAACCCACCGAUAAAAAUUGGUAGGUGGGGGCGUUUAAUCAACACUCUCUUCCCUCUCUCUCUCUCACACACACACACACACAAACACACAGUCUGUACACACAGAACAGAAGAAGCAGCGGCGAAAAUGAAGACGGUGUGCGUAACAGGAGCAUCAGGCUAUAUAGCUUCGUGGAUUGUCAAAUUCUUGCUCCGGCGCGGUUACACCGUCAAAGCUUCUGUUCGUGAUACCAGCGAUCCAAACAAGACGCAACACUUGCUCGCACUCGAUGGAGCGAAAGAGAGACUUCACUUGAUUAAAGCGAAUCUUCUGGAAGAAGGAUCCUUUGAUGCUGUAGUUGAUGGCUGCGAUGGUGUUUUUCAUACCGCUUCCCCUUUUUUCCUUUCAACCACUGAUCCGGAGGCAGAAUUGAUCAAUCCUGCGUUAAAGGGGACACUUAAUGUGCUUCGAUCUUGCGCGAAAACACCAACCGUUAAAAGGGUAGUUUUGACAUCUUCGAUAGUUGCGGUUUUUGCCAACGGCAAACCGAGAACACCUGAAGUUGUAGUCGAUGAGACUUGGUGGUCCGAUCCUCUGUUUUGCAGACAAAUGCAGCAAUGGUAUAUGCUUUCAAAGACAUUGGCUGAGGAAGCUGCGUGGAAGUUUGUGAAAGAGAAAGGUAUCGACAUGGUUGCUAUAAAUCCAGCCAUGGUAAUUGGUCCGUUGUUGCAGCCGACUCUCAACACAAGUUCCGCUGCAAUUUUGAACUUGAUAAAUGGUGCGGAGGCAUACCCGAAUGUUACAUCUGGAUGGGUAAAUGUAAAAGAUGUUGCAAAUGCACAUAUUCUUGCAUUUGAGAAUCCUUCGGCUAAUGGAAGGUAUUGUAUGGUGGAGAGUGUUGCGCAUUUUUCAGAAAUCGCAAAUAUAUUACGUGGACUAUACCCUACUUUCCGACUUCCCGAAAAGUGUGCCGAUGACAAGCCAUUUGUGCCCACUUACCAAGUCUCGAAAGAAAGAGCCAAAAGCCUAGGUGUUGAAUUCACUCCUCUCGAAGAAAGCAUCAAGGAAACUGUUGAAAGCUUGGAGGAGAAGAACUUCGUUAAACCGACACCAGCUAUUUAAAUAAAUGAAAAAAGCCCUUGUUCGGGUGAGAGUUGAAACAGUGUCAGUUGAUAUUAAACACAAUUGACAUAUCCUGUAUUUUUGUACUGCCUUUUCAGUAAGUAUCAUAAUAAAUUUGCACUCUAUUUCA